Eruca vesicaria subsp. sativa (arugula) is the source of this 300-nucleotide messenger RNA. The record is from the annotation of a GenBank genome assembly. NCBI's taxonomy places the organism in Eukaryota, Viridiplantae, Streptophyta, Magnoliopsida, Brassicales, Brassicaceae.
AUGCUUUGUGAAUCUUCUAUAAGUCCUUUGCUGACAACUUUGUUUAAACCAGAAGCUUCCUCCGUUCUUGUUCUCGCGAUUCAUGCCUCGAUAACGGCUACCAAGGCGGUUAUAUCUACCGUCAACAGAGUAGCGGGCGCGGAUUGUCAGGAGCUGUACGAUACGGCUGUCUCGGAUUUGGAGGACGCGGUUAACUCCGUCAAGGAAGGUGACGUUGCUUCUGUUAACAGUAAAUUUUGCGCAGCGAUGACGGAUUAUGGAGUAAUGACGGUUUUGAGGAGGCUGGGGAGGUUUGACUAA